UUGAAUACGAGGCUUACGAGAGGCUCGCAAGGUGUACUCAAAUCAAAAUACUUUUUUAAAAUAUCAUCUCUGGGUUCGACAUAAACCGGAUAACAUAAGAUACGGCUAUGCCUGAAGACAGUGUCGACAAACUAAACAUGGUGACCUGCACAGCUCCAGUGAACAUAGCUGUCAUCAAAUACUGGGGGAAGAGAAAUGAAGAAUUGAUUCUGCCCAUUAACUCCUCUUUGAGUGUCACUCUGCAUCAAGACCAGCUGAAAACGACCACGACCGUUGCAUCCAGCAGGUCAUUUCAAGAAGAUCGUAUAUGGCUCAAUGGCAACGAGGAAGACAUAAGCCAUCCAAGACUACAGUCUUGUCUAAGAGAAAUUCGCCGACUAGCAAGGAAGAGACGGAGUGAUGGGGAUCCUGGUGUGGAUGUGACUGGUUUGUCUCAUAAAGUCCACGUUUGUUCUGUUAACAACUUCCCUACUGCUGCUGGACUGGCCUCCUCUGCUGCUGGCUUUGCUUGUUUAGUGUACACACUGGCUCGGGUGUUUGGGGUGGAAGGAGAAUUGUCUGGGAUUGCAAGGCAGGGCUCAGGCAGUGCCUGUAGAAGUAUGUACGGGGGAUUUGUCCAGUGGAUCAUGGGACAGCGAGAUGACGGCAAGGAUAGUAUAGCCCAGCAGGUGGCGCCAGAGACUCAUUGGCCUGAGCUCAGGGUCCUUGUUCUAGUGGCCAGCGCUGAGCGGAAACCAGUGGGCAGUACCUCUGGGAUGCAAACCAGUGUAGAAACAAGCCGCCUUCUAAAGCACCGGGCUGACUCGGUUGUCCCGGGCAGAAUGGAGGAGAUGGUUGAGGCAGUGCACAGGAAGGACUUUGCUACAUUUGCUGAGCUAACAAUGAAGGACAGUAAUCAGUUCCAUGCCACCUGCCUUGACACUUACCCUCCAAUAUUCUACCUCAACAAUGUGUCUCGUCAAGUCAUCAGUUUAGUACAUCAGUAUAACCGACACUACAGGGACAUAAGGGUGGCCUACACUUUUGAUGCAGGGCCAAAUGCUGUGAUCUACACUCUACAGGAAAAUGUUGCUGAGUUUGUCCAGGUGGUACGCCAUUUCUUCCCUCCAGAGACCAACGGAGGACAAUUUUUAAAGGGUCUUCCAGUUGACUGUGUAGACCUUUCCGAGGAGCUGAAGAACGCUAUUAGUUUGGCACCCAUGCCAAAAGGAAUUGGCUACAUUAUUAAUACCAAGGCUGGACCAGGCCCUUGUGUUGUGGAACACCCAAACCAGCAUCUGCUGGGACCUGAUGGUUUACCCAAGAAUGCCUGAUAUUCUGUGGUUCUGAAAGUGGAAAUACCAUUUGUAUACCUCUGCAUCUUUCAGUCCACCUGUUGUUAUCGCUCUCUGUCUCUCUGUCAUCCCCUCUCUCUCCCCCUUUGUUUGAUAAACAAAGUAUCUGUCCAUCAAACAAAACAAGAAAAGUAGGUCAUAACAAAUUUUGCAACUAAUCCAAUUGGAUUUUUUCAAAUCGGUGAAUUAUCCCUUUAAGGGGAUAACCUGAAAUGUGCCACUUAGCCACACAAACUGUUGCUGUGCAGCAUCUGGCCUUUUGCUAUAACCUUUCUGAUGGACACAUACAAAUGAAUUGUAAUUCCCUGUUUUUAAGAGGCAAAUUUUGUAAUGACCAAUUUUUUUCCUUUUUAAAAAUGUUUUUCUGAAAUGAUUUAAACAUGCAUUAAUUCACAAUUUGUAUGAUAAUAAAAUGGCCUAUAUUUCA
Molecule: messenger RNA, 1761 nt
Organism: Lampris incognitus (smalleye Pacific opah)
Lineage: Eukaryota; Metazoa; Chordata; Actinopteri; Lampriformes; Lampridae
Gene: mvda
Product: mevalonate (diphospho) decarboxylase a
Exons: 10
Coding region: 108-1313 (401 amino acids)
Biological process (GO): isoprenoid biosynthetic process; isopentenyl diphosphate biosynthetic process, mevalonate pathway
Cellular component (GO): cytosol
Molecular function (GO): ATP binding; diphosphomevalonate decarboxylase activity
Source: RefSeq, a predicted model, not a curated record